UUCUUCUUGCAGUCCCCGAAUGCGGGACUGCAAUGCAGUCCUUUAAUGAAACGUUACGUUUCAUUAAAAGAGCAAAACGCAACGUUUUAUUAAAUGCAAAGAAACCAAUCCCCAGAGGCAGGCCUCGGCUCCUUUCAGUGUUGUCUCUCAUUCAUUUCAGACCCCUUCAUCACCCAGACCAAGCCAAUCGCGCACGAAGCCCCCCAUCGCGCACGCACACGAACAGCGCCGUCGCCGUGCUGAAGCCCCCCAUCGCGCAACGAACAGCGCUGUCGCCGUGCCCAAGCCCAUCGUGCAGUGCCGUCGCCAUCUCCGUCUACAUCACGCAGCGUGGCCAUCUCCAUCUUGGUGAGGAUUUCCCCGAAUGCGAUUUGAGCGUGAAUUUUUCUGGUCUGAGCGUGAAUCUUGACUUGGUUCUGUUCAUAAUUCUUCUCGUUUUUUAUCUGGAAGGUCAUACUGCGAGUACUUUUUAUGGGCAGAUAUUGAAAUAGAAAAUGAAGGAAAAGUUGUGUGCGAAAGAGAGCGUCGUCUCCAAAAGAGAAAGGAAGAACUCCAAAAAUGGGAGGAAGAACUCCGAAAGAGGGAGGAAGAACUCCGAAAGAGGGAGGAAGAACUCCAACGUGCAAGGGUACAAAUGCAAAAAUUGAAAGAUGACAUCCAAAAUGAUCAGGAUGAGCUUCAUGGUGUAAUGAAAGAUAUUAAUCAUACAAGCAUACGACCCUGCGUGUAUUGGGGACUUGCAAUUCUAAUAUUUUGUUGUUGGAUAGGAUCAAGAACAGUUACAAAUUAGUAGCAGUGUAUAUCAAACUGUGUAAUGUUGUUAAGUAUGUUGUAAUAGAUAUGUUUACAACCUUUAUCAAUAUUGUAAUAUUCAAACCCAUCAGACUUGUGAACAUUAUGAAUGGUUAUGAGAAGUAUUUUUCUU
This is a messenger RNA of Juglans microcarpa x Juglans regia, 925 nucleotides long. RefSeq lists its product as uncharacterized. NCBI's taxonomy places the organism in Eukaryota, Viridiplantae, Streptophyta, Magnoliopsida, Fagales, Juglandaceae. The coding region runs from base 33 to 491 and encodes 152 amino acids. The transcript has 2 exons. The record is from RefSeq and is a predicted model, not a curated record.